GGAAACAAUUGUAGUUGAGUGAGAUUCUUGAAUUUGAUGUUCUGACUCACGCGACAAUUUCAUCGUCCUCCUCGUACUCAUGCGCUCUGCUACCUUAACCUAAGUGCACUGUGAGGUGAGUUUCUUGAGCACACGUGGGAAUGGCUGCUGCAUCUGGCACACCUGAGUUGGAGACUCAGACGUCUUCCGGCCAAGGUGUCCAUCCCAGGUUGGAUGUGUAUGUGUGGGACAUGGAUGAGACCCUUGUCCUGCUCAACUCCUUGCUUAAAUCGACUUAUGCCGAGGCUUUCAACGGUCUGAAGGAGGUGCGGAAGGGGGUGGAAAUUGGGAGGAUGUGGGAAAAUCUCAUUCUACAAAUAUGUGAUGAUCAUUUCUUCUAUGAACAAAUUGAAAAUUACAACAAACCUUUUCUUGAUGCUCUGGCCCAAUUUGAUGAUGGGAGGGACCUAUCUGAUUAUGACUUCUACCAAGAUGAAUUAGAUUCCCCACAUGAUGAUGCCAACAAAAGAAAACUAGCAUAUAGGCAUCGAGUCAUUGCCCAAAAGUACUUACAGGGUUUAAAGAAUAUUUUAGAUCACGAGACAAUAAAACUCUGGGAUGAAUUGUAUGAUAAAACUGAUGAAUACACAGACAGAUGGCUUUCAUCAGCACGGACCUUUUUGAAGGAGUGUUCGGCUGAAGAAGAUAAAGAUGCAGUUUCUUCUAAUGCUUCUAAUGCUUUUGCUAACACUAGCUCUAACUCAACUAAUGCAAAGUAUCAGCAUGUAAAUGUUUUAGUGACAUCUGGAUCGUUAAUUCCCUCACUUGUGAAAUGCAUGCUCUUUCGUUUGGACAGCUUAAUAACACAUGGAAAUGUUUAUAGCUCAUGGGAAGUGGGAAAAAUUCAAUGUUUUCGAUGGAUCAAGGAGCGUUUCAACCAUCCCAAUGUUCGCUUUUGUGCAAUUGGAGAUGGAUGGGAAGAGUGUGAAGCUGCAGAAAUCAUGAGAUGGCCAUUUAUUAAGAUUGACCCACGGCCAGGAAAACUUCACAGGUUCCCUGGUCUCACUUUGACAACAGUUAGCCACUACUUUUCUGUGGUGUAUGGAAGGACAAACAAUGAGAAUGAUGAAGAAUGAUGCAAGAUCUUCAUGUCAUCUCCACUUUUCUGGGAUCCCUGUCUGUACCAAUAAUAUAAAAUGAAUGCAGCAGCAUACCCAGCCAUUGUAUUGCCAAGUUUAUGGAUUGGUGUCAUGAUAUGGCUAUCAUUCUCAGGUGCUAAUUUCUUUUGAAGAAAUUAGAUGGAGCUAUUUUUUUAUGACAUGCGUGAUCACAACAUUAAGAUGUAGAAAUGAAUGUAAAUCAUGCACCACUUAUGUACAUAAGAUGUUUCAAAUUUAUCUCUGUGCACCUUCUACUGGGCCAUGAGCCCAUUUUUUGUAGUUUCUAUGCUUAUUUGGCAAUUAUAAGGCAAAUAUGAAGCCACACAUGGCUAACCAA
Messenger RNA from Cajanus cajan (pigeon pea), 1476 nucleotides. RefSeq names its product eyes absent-like protein (gene EYA). NCBI's taxonomy places the organism in Eukaryota, Viridiplantae, Streptophyta, Magnoliopsida, Fabales, Fabaceae. Gene Ontology annotation, molecular function: protein tyrosine phosphatase activity. Gene Ontology annotation, cellular component: nucleus. Gene Ontology annotation, biological process: cell differentiation; multicellular organism development; positive regulation of DNA repair. The record is from RefSeq and is a predicted model, not a curated record.